Penicillium antarcticum is the source of this 2862-nucleotide messenger RNA. RefSeq names its product MutS family protein MSH5. The record is from RefSeq and is a predicted model, not a curated record. Gene Ontology annotation, biological process: mismatch repair; chiasma assembly. The coding region runs from base 1 to 2862 and encodes 953 amino acids. Gene Ontology annotation, cellular component: nucleus. NCBI's taxonomy places the organism in Eukaryota, Fungi, Ascomycota, Eurotiomycetes, Eurotiales, Aspergillaceae. Gene Ontology annotation, molecular function: mismatched DNA binding; ATP binding; ATP-dependent DNA damage sensor activity. The transcript is spliced from 15 exons.
AUGCCCCCCUCAUUCAAAAGAAAAUGGACAUCCUCUCGUGCUCCAAUCACACCUCAUACCUCAGGACCACGAGGCAGAGGCCUAUCGAGUCGAGCACCCAGCGAUUCUAGCCGCCCUUCUCAAACUCCAAUCCCAUCAUCAGCCAGACAAUUGCGAACUCCAUUUGCUACUGAUACCAAACCCGAGACGGAUUGCUUGAUGGGUGCUUCAGACGAUGACUUCGAUGACCAUGUCAUUGUGGCUGUUGAUAUGAAGGACUACAGUACAGUUGGCUGCGCCUACUAUUCAGCUGAAGAAGAGAAAAUGUAUUUGCUUGGUGACACCCGCUCUGGGGGACUGGAGACAAUUGAGACAUUGCUACUCCAGAUCAAACCAACAGUGGUCUUGACGCCUCCUCGCGUUGAUCUAGAUGUGCAAAAUCAGAACCACAAUUUGGCACAGGAAGACGUUUCCUCGGCCUAUCUUCCAUACCAGAUAGAUGUUCGUCCAACAUCAGAAUUCAACUAUUCAAACGCAGAAAGCAAACUCCUUGGGCUGGACAUUUCAUCCAGUCAUGAAGAAUGCUUCCGAUUUCUAGUGCCCCAGACCGGUCUUCAUGGUCCCGAAGAGGUGAACCCAGAAGAAAUGGGCUUCACGCUUCAAGGAGGAAGAUUGCUGCGCAUUUCAAGCUCUAUCGACAUGGAAAACCCGGUAACUAUCGGCUGCGCAGGAGCCAUACUCCAAUACUUCCACCGACGAAGAUCAUCAGCGCUGACCUCCCCCGGAGGUGGAGUUGAAUAUCGAGUUCGAGCGCUGCAGAUGUUCAAUAUCCAAGAUACGAUGUGGAUCAACAACAACACAUUCACUUCACUGCAGAUCAUCCAACCGGAAUCGCACCCGAACAUGUUCAAUCAAGGCCCGGGUAGGAAUUCGGCUUCCGGAAAAGAGGGACUUUCUGUUUAUGGUCUCUUUCGCCGGUUUGCGUACACUCCUCAGGGUAAGGCAAAGCUCAGACAAACUUUCUUUCGUCCGAGUCUGGAUUUGAACAUCAUUCGAGAACGACAUGAUUUUAUCGGUGUCUUUUCUCGGCCUGAAAAUCUCGCGGCGCUGGACAAAAUGACCAAAGCUUUGAAACAUGUCAAGAACUUGAGGCUUGUGAUGAUCAAUCUUCGCAAGGGUGUUAGUACUGGCAGUGGGAAAAUCACUGGGUUCAAAACUACUGUUUGGGCUAGUUUGCUUGCUUUUGCGUUUUACUCGAUCGAUAUCCAGGAUGCGCUACAGGAGGUCUCUGGGGCCGAGAUUCUAGUUCUUCGAACCAAGGUCGCUCUUCGCGUGUUUGAAGCAGCACAGCUCUACAGAGUGGGCCGUAUGAUCCAAGAAAUUGUUGACAUCGACAACUCAGAAGAACAGGGAAGAACAGUAGUCAAACAAGGGAUUGACAGGGAGCUUGACAGAAUUAAGGACAGAUAUGAUGGACUGAACAGUCUUCUCAAGCACGUUGCCCUCGACAUCGCCGCAACUAUCCCUGAAGUCCUCGAUCUCGAUGUCAACGUCAUCUAUUUCCCUCAACUCGGGUUCAAUAUUACCAUUCCACUCGAUGAUAAUGGUGUGGCACUAUAUAGUGGCGUCGAAAAUGAGUGGGAAUUGAUGUUCAUCGCGGAGGACUGGGGAUAUUACAAGGACUAUCGUAUGAGAGAGAUGGAUAAAAAGCUAGGAGAUAUUUAUGGUCUUAUCUGCGACAAAGAAAUUGAGAUUGUCUACGGUUUGGCUCAGAGAAUUCUUCGAUAUGAGAAUUUGCUUGUUGAUGCAUCUGAUAUCUGUGGGGAGAUUGACAACCUUCUUGCACUCACGCAGGGAGCAAGUUUCUACAGGCUGACUCGGCCACGAAUGGUUCAAGACAAUAUCAUUAAGAUCAAGGGUGGACGACACAUGCUCCAAGAAAUUGCAGUGCCGUCGUAUGUUCCAAACAGCACAUUUCUUGCUGGUGGGAAUGUGAACACCAACAGCAAUGAUGCGUCUACAUCUGAUCACAAUCCGAGUAUGUUGAUUUUGACAGGUCCAAACUACUCCGGGAAAAGUGUCUACAUGAAGCAGGUAGCUCUGAUUGUUUUCCUGGCACAAAUCGGAAGCUUUGUUCCUGCAGAUAGCGCGGAACUUGGAAUCACCGACAAGAUCUUGACCAAAAUCAAUACUCAAGAGAGUGUCUCCAAGAUUCAAAGCACCUUCAUGAAUGAUCUGCAGCAAAUCUCUCGCUGUCUGAAAGAACUUACGAGCCGCAGCCUUGUUAUCAUCGAUGAAUUUGGGAAAGGAACUAACGAGAGCGAUGGUAUCGGACUUGCCUGUGGAAUUCUCGAAUAUCUCCUGGAUCUUGAGACUGCCUCCAAGAUCAUCGCAGCAACCCAUUUCCAUGAGAUCUUUGAGAAUGAUUUUCUUGCGCUGCGGCCACGGCUACAACUUGGACACAUGGAGGUUCGAGUUGAUGAGAAAGUUCAACAAGUUGAGGAUCAAGUCACAUAUCUUUACAAGUAUGUGCAAUGCCGCUGGUUACUGCUUCGCUACUGCAUACAAGAUGCUGACAUUCUGGAUAGCUUUCGUAGUGGACGAAGUAACAAGAGCUUCGGCACAAUCUGCGCAGCAAUCAAUGGCAUUGACUCAGUUAUCGUGUCUCGCGCAAACAAGAUUGCCUGCCUCUUGGCUCGAGGCGAGAACAUCCUCGCUGCAUGCGCGGUUUUGUCCCCGGGGGAGAUGAAAGAGCUUGAGCAAGCGCCCCGUCACAAGGAGUCACUCGCAAGGAGAUUCCUGGAGCUUGACUUUUCGCAAGGUGACUCAGACCACAACGCGAAGGCGUUAUUUGAAGGCUUGUUCAAAGUUUCGGGGCAAUGA